Messenger RNA from Populus trichocarpa (black cottonwood), 1486 nucleotides. Its product is annotated as probable methyltransferase At1g29790. The record is from RefSeq and is a predicted model, not a curated record. The transcript has a single exon. NCBI's taxonomy places the organism in Eukaryota, Viridiplantae, Streptophyta, Magnoliopsida, Malpighiales, Salicaceae. Gene Ontology annotation, molecular function: methyltransferase activity. Bases 65 to 1348 code for a protein of 427 amino acids.
AGUUAGGGAGGUCUAGUCAAAUUUUUUUUCAUGAUGUAGGCACAUAUAGAUAGAUAGAAACACCAUGCCCACUCCCUACUCUAAACCUCAUCAAGCCGCUAUUCUAUUAGCUUCAAGACAAAGUGAUCUUCAGCAGAAGCAAACCAAAAUGGAUUCCCCUCGUAAACCCAAACCUCUCUCCACUAAUCUCUUCUUCCUCGUCCUACUCUUGUCCACAAAUCUCCUCACUUUAUUCCUAUCUUCCACCUUCUACUCUUCCUCCUUUUGUUAUCUUCACCCCAUCUCCUCCAUCUCCACAUUAACUCAAAUUAGUAGUAGCAGUGUUGCUGACUCAGAUGCCACAGAAAAUCCUGACACGCAAUUAGACCUUCCAUCAGAAUUUCUUGCCUUCACUUCAGGCCAAGCACUCCCAUAUGGUUUCAACACAAAUUUUGAUUCUGACACCUUUUAUCCUCCUGUAGGCCAAGCCUGCACUAGGUUUCCUGAUGAACUUAGUCGUUUUAUGUCCUACAAAGUUAAUGGAUCCUGUCCUGACGAUGAACUGCUCGCACAGAAACUCCUCCUCAAAGGCUGUGAGCCUCUCCCUCGCCGCCGUUGCCGCCCCGCGACACAGCCUGACUAUGUUGACCCCUACCCUCUUCCUACUAGUCUUUGGACUACACCACCCAAUUCUUCGGUCGUUUGGACAGCUUACACCUGCAAGGACUACACAUGUCUCAUCAACAGAAUGAAAACUCAAAAGGGUUUCGAUGAUUGUAAGGAUUGCUUUGAUUUACAAGGUAGAGAAAAGAAUCGUUGGGCUUCAAGAGAAGUCAUUGAAGGAUCACUUGACUUCACAAUUGAUGAAGUUCUUGCAACAAAGAAGCCUGGAACAAUCCGAAUUGGGCUUGACAUUGGUGGUGGUGUGGCUACAUUUGCUAUACGAAUGAAGGAAAGGAACAUAACAAUCAUAACAACUUCAAUGAACUUGAAUGGUCCAUUCAAUAAUUUCAUUGCUUCAAGAGGUGUUGUGCCUUUGUAUAUAAGCAUAUCACAGAGGCUACCAUUCUUUGACAACACUUUGGAUAUUGUACACUCAAUGCAUGUAUUGAGUAACUGGAUUCCUACAACUUUGCUUCAUUUCUUGAUGUUUGAUAUCUAUAGAGUUCUUAGGCCUGGUGGGCUGUUUUGGCUCGAUCAUUUCUUCUGUGUGGAAGAUCAAUUUUUGGAUGUUUACAAGCCACUAAUUGAGACCAUUGGAUUCAUUAAGUUAAAGUGGGUGGUAGGCAAAAAGCAUGAUCGUGGGGCAGAGCUUAGAGAAAUGUACCUCACAGCUUUGCUGGAGAAGCCAUUGAAGAAUUCUUGGUGAUUUUAAUUUGCUUGUAAUUUAAUUUCUUUAUUAGGCUUUACUAUAGGAAGUUUUCUUCUCUCUCUCUUUUUAAUUAUUUUCUUUUGGAAAAAGAUAUUGUCAAAUCAUGAAUAAUGAGAAUGAGAGAUUUUUCUUUUU